AUGAUCAAGUUCCGUACGAUGCGAGAUGCUCAUGAUGCAAACGGUGAGCCUUUACCAGAUUCCCAGCGCAUGACAGCCUUUGGCAGUUUUCUGCGAUCCAGCAGCUUGGAUGAACUGCCCGAGCUGUGGAAUGUGGUCAAGGGCGAUAUGAGCCUGGUGGGCCCACGACCGUUGCUGAUGGAAUACCUGCCUCUCUACAGCGCCGAACAAUAUCGUCGCCAUGAGGUGCGCCCUGGCGUCAGCGGCUGGGCACAGAUCAACGGGCGGAAUGCAAUUGAAUGGGAAGAAAAGUUCAAGCUGGACACCUGGUAUGUCGAUAAUCAGUCUUUUUUGGCUGGAUAUGAAGGUGAUUUUCCUGACGAUCAAGAAAGUUCUGGUACG
Messenger RNA from Mesorhabditis spiculigera, 381 nucleotides. The record is from the annotation of a GenBank genome assembly. Lineage: Eukaryota; Metazoa; Nematoda; Chromadorea; Rhabditida; Rhabditidae.